Messenger RNA from Aspergillus caelatus, 961 nucleotides. RefSeq lists its product as uncharacterized. The record is from RefSeq and is a predicted model, not a curated record. Lineage: Eukaryota; Fungi; Ascomycota; Eurotiomycetes; Eurotiales; Aspergillaceae. Bases 126 to 578 code for a protein of 150 amino acids. The transcript is spliced from 2 exons.
AGUGGAGCACCCUAUCACCCGCCACUGAGUAUUUGUGGCUCUGGGCAACACACCUGACAUAACCUUUUCCCAUGAAUACUUGCAACCCUGCUGGAAACACAUCUGCUGAAAUAUUUGGAUGAGCAAUGGCGUUUGCUGCUAGUGGUUCGCGAGCCUCAGCUUGGAUAACUACCUCUGUAUUUGUUCUGUGUUUCAUUUUUCCCCGGGCCCUUAUUCCUGCUAGUAUUGCAGCUGUGAUUGUUUUGCCUUCAUUUGUUACUCUGAGCCUUAUCGCCAUUAUCCUAUCAAGACGACUUUUCGUAUGGCUCACAACAUCCGUAUUCAACUUGCUGUUAUGGUACAAGUGUCAUAUCCAGACACGCUGGAUAGGCAUAUUGUUCACAGUUGGUCUAUUGGCGGCUCUACUGGCUGGUUUAUUAAGCAGUGAAAUUCAGCACGGAUUAUCCCAACUACAUGUGUCUACCUCUCUUGCUCUUAUUUGGGUGGUUAUGUGCUGGAUUGUCUUCCGUUCAGAUAAGCAUCAACCACCUCAGAUAAUAUGCAAUGAACCACUAGUCUGCAGCCUUGAUGCUGAAUGAAAUUGGCAGCAUUACACGGGACCUUGACAAAAUCCAGGAAAGUGACCUUUGGGAAAUCAGCAUCUUGUGACUCUGGCAAACUUAGCCAACUCUAUAUUGCUGAAGCCCAACCUUUCCUAUCCUCCAGCCCUUUAUCAGAAGAACUCGCAGGCCCCGACCUGAUUCUUGACAGUACCAACUUUGGCAUUGCAACUCUACUCAGGGAGCAUCAAAACCCUUAAGCUUCAUGGUAUUUGGCACCAGACACAGCGUACUGAAUUGUGUAUACCUCAAGUUGCACUUGGAGUAUGGCGCGCUGGAUGUGAAAACAGGCCAAAACAAACUUUCACUGUCACCUGCGUGUAUUACCUAUGGCCACCUUUUCCGUAUGAACCAUGAACAGC